GGGAGAACCAAGACUCCUCCCCUCCUCAUUACUCUCCUCCUGCAUCCUUCUCCCCCUCAUCCUCCUCACCAGCAGCCAAUCUGCUCUCUCUAAGUCAUUUUUCCUGCACACGGCUGCCUCUCGUCAUCCAAACAGCCUGCCUCUCCUCCGCUCCGGCUCUCCAGUGCCCACAGAGUCUAGUCCGCACCAGCAGGAGCAGCAGCAGAGAGACUACAGAGCUCACCCACCCAGAGGAGGACCAGGCAGAGGAGGACACCAGGGGCCCAGGAUGAGUGUUUUUUGUGUGCCUGCAGCCCCCUCACCGCUCAUGCUUCUUAUCUUGAUUCUGAGCAGCAGGAUGGGUGCUGUCCCUUCACCAUUCCAGCUGGCCCCAGACACCCCGGCCCCGGCAGAGCCCACCCCAACCCCCGCCACCCUCGUCCCCGACCCCUGUGAAGGCCGACCCUGUCUCAACGGGGGCUUGUGCUUGGUAGUGUCACCUGCUGGGACACCUCAAGACACCUGGGAGUACACUUGUACAUGCAGCCAUGGCUUCACUGGACGCAACUGUGAGUUUUUUACAGACCCUUGUGCCAGCAGCCCCUGUCUCCAUGGAAACUGUACCCGCAGCGACGGUGCAGAAGUGGGGGAUGUGGCCUACACCUGUGAAUGCAGUGAAGGCUACGAGGGUAAACGGUGUGAUCAUAUUCUCUUUGACCUACCACCUGCUGGAUGGGACCCGGCUACUCCCUCUACUCCUGAACUGGCUACUCCUGUCGCCUCCACGACCGCAUCUGCCACUCAGCCACCACAGACAACCACCGUCUCCUCCACCACAACACCAGCACCUCCCACCCUGCAGCCAUGGCAACCCAAACCUGGGCAGAGGUUGCUGGUGGUGCAGUGGGAGGCAGACAGGGUGAUUGAGGGGCUGCACUGUGUGAGCCCCGAGCUGUGUGAGCUCACAUCAGGAACUCUGACUCUGUCUCUGGAGGUCCCGGAAGAGACGGCUGUAAAGGUGGUGGUGGAUGCAAACGGGGCUCCAGUGCUGUGGCGUGUAAAUGAAGACGGUUUCCUUCAUUCCUCCAUUGUAAAUGGCACUACCCGGAGGUUCCUGCAGGCUGCCGAUGGACUGGUGGUGCCAGAUUACUCACUGCCUCUGGGACAGAACUACUUCCUGAGUGUGUUGCACGUGGGCGCCCCCACAGCCCCGGAGGUCACCCUACGACUGAACCUGACUGUGAAGGCCAGCAGCUGUGUGGAGCCUGGCAGCAGUUUCAGUGACCCUCAAUGCUCAGGGAAAGGCAAAUGUGUCACACAGCACUCUGAGAGCACUUUCUUCUGUCAGUGCGAUGACGGCUACUCUGGAAUCUUCUGUGAGGAAUUCGAUGCCUGUCACCACAGACCUUGCCGUAACAACGGCACCUGUACCGAUGUUAGACAGGGGAGUGAAGGCAGAAACUUCACAUGCACCUGCCCUACAGGUUAUGAAGGGGAGCGCUGCCAGCUGUGGGUGGACCAUUGCCUGUCACAGCCCUGCAAAAACAGAGCCACCUGCUUCAGCAGCCUGGCUGGGCCCAGAUGUUACUGUCCUGAAGGCUACCAGGGUGCUACGUGUGAGCAGAAGGUUGACCCGUGUGCCUCUAGUCCCUGUCACAACAAUGGGACCUGCUACGCUCAAGGUCCAGGGCCCCUGGGGUUCGGGUGUAGUUGUACAGCGGGCUUCACUGGGCCUACUUGUGCACAGCUGGUGGACUUCUGUGCUCUGAACCCGUGUGCCCAUGGAGUCUGCCGCAGUGUUGGCAACAGCUACAGGUGUUUGUGUGUCCCAGGCUAUCAUGGCUUGUACUGUGAGGAGGAGUACAACGAGUGUCUGUCUGCUCCCUGCCAGAACUACGCCACCUGUCGAGAUCUCAUCAAUGCCUAUGAAUGUGUGUGCACUCCACAAUUUGAAGGCAGACACUGUGAAAUCUACAAGGAUCCGUGUUUGAAGCUGCACUGUCACAAUGGAGGACACUGUGAGAGAGCUGGACGAAACGCUUCCUGUGUCUGCCCGCCUGGAUACCUGGGGGAGAAGUGUGACAUUGACAUCAAUGAGUGUGAGAGCAACCCUUGUCACCAUGGAGGCACCUGCACUGACCAAUCAAAUGGCUUUACUUGUCACUGUCAACCUGGGUGGGUGGGGCCAGGUUGCGAGAUCUACUUACAGUGGAAACCAGCGCACUCUGAUGACACCCUGACCAACAUGCCCCGCCACUCCCUCUACAUCAUUAUUGGAGCGUUGUGCGUGGCCUUCGUCCUCAUGCUCAUCAUCCUUAUUGUGGGAAUCUGCCGCAUCAGCCGCAUUGAGUACCAGGGUUCCUCACGUCACGCCUAUCAGGAGUUCUACAAUUGUCGCAGCAUUGACAGCGAGUUCAGUAACGCCAUUGCCUCAAUCCGUCAUGCCAGAUUUGGCAAGAAAUCCCGGCCCGCCAUGUAUGAUGCCACUCCCAUCACAUAUGAAGACUACAGUCCCGAUGACAAGCCUUUGGUUACCCUCAUCAAAACAAAGGAUUUGUAAAACAACCAAUCUUACAUAUCUUGUAUGCACACACACACACACACACACACACACACACACACACACACA
Molecule: messenger RNA, 2608 nt
Organism: Thalassophryne amazonica
Lineage: Eukaryota; Metazoa; Chordata; Actinopteri; Batrachoidiformes; Batrachoididae
Gene: dner
Product: delta/notch-like EGF repeat containing
Exons: 13
Coding region: 269-2539 (756 amino acids)
Biological process (GO): heterophilic cell-cell adhesion; establishment or maintenance of epithelial cell apical/basal polarity
Cellular component (GO): protein-containing complex; plasma membrane
Molecular function (GO): calcium ion binding
Source: RefSeq, a predicted model, not a curated record